Plasmodium gaboni is the source of this 719-nucleotide messenger RNA. RefSeq names its product putative EMP1-like protein. The record is from RefSeq and is a predicted model, not a curated record. Gene Ontology annotation, cellular component: membrane. The annotation marks the transcript as partial. NCBI's taxonomy places the organism in Eukaryota, Apicomplexa, Aconoidasida, Haemosporida, Plasmodiidae. The transcript has a single exon. Gene Ontology annotation, molecular function: host cell surface receptor binding.
GUAUGGGAGUAGCAGAAUUGGCAAAAAUCCAACCCGCCACGUCUAGUAACACUGCGUCGUCGUCGACUUCUACUCUUGGACCUAAUAACCAAAAUAACCAAAAUAAUCAAAAUAUUGCCUAUAAUAUUACUGUAUGUAAUCGUGCCGAUCCAUCAUUGUACGGUGCGAAAAGAAACAAUUUUAAUUCUAAAUGGACAGUAACAUUGAAGCAAAAAUCUAAUAAUAAAUAUGUUGAAAUAGUUAAAAACUCUUCCAAUAUUAAAUAUGAGGAUUCUGUUUUUAAAAGUUCAAAAGGAAAAAGAGGAUGUAGUGGAAAACCAUGCAGUAAUUCAGAUAUAAAUAAAAAAAAAUGGAUAUGGGAAGAAGCAAAACAUAAUAGUAGUACUUCAGGAUUGAAAAAAGGUAAUAACUAUGCCAAAAAAAUAGGUAUUCCUCCUCGAACACAAGUUUUAUGUUUUGGAAACAUUCACGGAGAGGAUUGUGAAAAUGAUGCAGUUUCAAAAGUUACAUCUAAUGAACAGUUAUUAAUUGAAUGGGUAAUUGCCGCAAAACUUGAAGGAGAAAAUUUAAAAAACAAUUAUAGAAAUAAUAAUGAUAAAUUAUGUCGAGCUGUGAAAUACAGUUUUGCCGAUAUUGGUGAUUUGAUAAAAGGAACGAGUAUUUGGGAAAAUAAAUGGACAAAACUUCUUGAAACAAAUUUAGAAAAAAUAUUUAGAAAU